Aspergillus pseudonomiae is the source of this 1027-nucleotide messenger RNA. RefSeq lists its product as uncharacterized. NCBI's taxonomy places the organism in Eukaryota, Fungi, Ascomycota, Eurotiomycetes, Eurotiales, Aspergillaceae. The transcript has 3 exons. The coding region runs from base 698 to 946 and encodes 82 amino acids. The record is from RefSeq and is a predicted model, not a curated record.
GCUGCUCUUCCACUAGAAAACAUAGUGAUAUUUUCAACGAAUAUGUUCUUGCAGCGAGGCAAGAGUAAAAUGUUGGAGUGGAAGGAAGAUGAUUGGGGAAAGUAACUGGUACCUCCAAUGUUGUUGCAUACUCUGUAUCUGCUGCAGGGGGUGCUUGGCAUGUAUUGCUCCUGACACCAGGGUCUUUUCGCCAAUGUAAGAAAACUGGAGCGGCUGAUUUUAGGCAUACAGUGUGCUUAUGAUAGUCGUUAUGCUUGUCCCACAUUGACGGCUCUGUUAGAUCCGGUAAGUGUGACCACGGUGUCAGACCAAAGCUAGUGAGAGCAUUCAACGCGGGCUGUAUGCAAGAAAGUUUUGCUGACAUCUCCCUUUGAUCUAUUGACAAUUGCGUAUUUGUCUGCGCAGACAAGAGUCCAACGCGUCUUCGGCAAAGGCCCUUGCUGAUGUAUUUUUGUUGGCUCAGGCAGUAGAACGUGCUAUUCUCAGGGACUAAAAGCGGUGUUCGCUCAAGGCGUGGUGAGCCAAUAUGCACAGCCUGCAUCCAGUCUCCGACAGUAGUCAACAUGUCAUGCGUUUGACUUCUUUUCAUGAUGCUGAAUCUGACGUGGUAUUGAAUAGCUAUUGCCCUAGCUAUCAUGUCUUCUGUCGGCUCAUCAUCAGUCUGUGACCUCCUGCCAAAGCUAGGAGGUAACUGCAGAUGUUCCCAUUGAAACUGUUCGUGGCGGUGAUGUUUUUGGCAAACAUGCGGCAGCAAUUCUGCAGGAACGACAAACUCGAAAGGCAGCCGAUAUUCUGUGCCUAUUUGCAGUGUCUCGGCUUUCUGACAAGUCAUAUCGUGGAGUGGCUUAUCCAUUUGAAGAAAUGUCUUGGAUACCGUAGACUGGGGGAGUGGUAUAUUGGUUUCAUUUGUGUCCAUGCGCACUACAUGAGUACCUUCAAAGGAUAGGCGUAGCUGAUGUAAGGCAAUUUGUCUUCGAGGGGUAAAUAGCACAGUUCCUUCAAUUUUGUCACCCGGUGUAUACCUUCU